Molecule: messenger RNA, 852 nt
Organism: Carlito syrichta (Philippine tarsier)
Lineage: Eukaryota; Metazoa; Chordata; Mammalia; Primates; Tarsiidae
Product: sentan-like
Exons: 7
Coding region: 1-852 (283 amino acids)
Molecular function (GO): transition metal ion binding
Source: RefSeq, a predicted model, not a curated record
AUGCAGCUAAGACACCCCAACAUCGUGCAACUGUUUGAAGUCAUCAAUAGUGACUACAGCACUGAUAUCUCUAUGGAGUAUGUCUGUGGAAGAGACCUUGACCAUCACAUCUGCCAGAAGGGCCGCCUGGGGAGGAAUAGGCUCGACACUUCUUCUGGCAGAUGUGCUCGCUGUCCGCUACUGCCACGAGAAGCACAUCGCACACUGAGACAUCAAACCAGUGAACGUGCUUUUGGGGGACAGAUUGAGAGCAAGAUCUGCAAGGAUGGACAGCAAGAUCCUGGGGUAGUGAGGACACCGUGUUGGGGCUCGGCCGGUUGGGACCGCAAAAGAUACCUAGUCAGUACACUCAAGCCCUGCACUCACAUCACCAAAAACCAGGAAAGGACCAACACAUAUCAGGAGACCAGAGUAUGGGUGCACAGUGCCCAGGACAAAGCUCUCCACUUGGAAAGGGAGCCCAAUCUUUCUGCAGCCCCAACAUCUACCUUAGCACCUAGGAAAAUGCCCGAAGGUCACAUGUCAAUAUCCAAACAACUGGCUUCAGUAAAAGCUCUGAAAAAGGGCUCAGAUCUGGAAAGAGCCAUUACUGCUGCUGCUCUGAUUUUUAGAAACUCUUCUGACUUGGAUGGUAAACUUGGAAAAGCUACUGCCAAAAAUCUGUUACUAACCAAAUUUAGUAUUUUCACAGAGGGACAAGAAGCCAAACCAAAAUACAGAGAGAUCCUUUCUGAACUUAAUGAGAACACAGAAAAUAAGCUUGAUUUUGAGGACUUCAUGAUCUUGCUCUUAGGCAUCACUGUCAUGUCAGAUCUGUUACAAAAUAUAUGGUGUAUAAAAAUUACAAAAUAA